UUCGCCUAUCCUCCUAACCAUAGCACGAUAGAACAUUCGCCAUGCGUCUGUCAAUCUUAUUUAACCUUAGAUAGCGACUUGGUAAAACAAUGGUCAUUCCGUGAGAUUUCCUCAUACGAACAUCAUCGAAUCACAAGACACUACAUGAUGACGACAAGCAUAACUGCAAGUGUUCUCCUUGUAAUGGCAUUGAUUAUCGCUGCCAAAAUCAUUGACGACUCCUUGUUUUACAAAUAUUUGAUUGGCACACACGACCAGGUGCGAGGUAGGUUCAUCUCUAUAACAUCCUUUCUACCCAGAGUGGAACUGAUUGAUGGAACGGCGACCUACACAGUUUUGUGUUUCCUCGCUCUUCUCUCCCUCGCCCUGUUCUGGAUCGUCUGCUUCCUGUUGGUUAAGAUUCUUGUCUAUCCAUGGAUAGCAAUAAACAAAGCAGUAGAAUUUAUUGUCAGCAUGGCAGUUUAUUUGUUCUCUUCGAUGUCCAAUGCUGUUUUGAUCCAGAUUAUCAAGUUCGCUAUUGUGCCUGUCACAGCCAUAAUUCUUUAUUUCACUUGGGACAAAAUUUUGCCCUAUUUUCACAAAACUUGAACAGUUCAUAUGUCGUGACAAUUGGUCAACAUUUGUGACAUACCCCUUUAUGAAAUCAACGACAAUGUUUCUAGACCUGCAGCUACUUUUAAUUAGCUAUAGUUUUUUUCGUGUCGGAAAGAUUUUUUUAUUGAUUCGAAUAUUGAUUUUUCCACCCAUACAAUCCUUUUUGCCUGUUUUGAAUUUACAGUUUUCUGUUUACUAUUCUGAUUACUCAUUAAUCAUCAUUAUGUAAGUAAUUUUAACUGCAGGAAAAUAAUCAUAUUAUGCUGCCUGAAACUAUAGUGAAAACGAAUGUCAUUCAGUAACUGUUAUAGAUAUUAUUAGUUCAAAAAAGAACAUAGAAGAUUCGAGGAAUUUUUCCUAAAAAAUGGGGCGGGGUUACUUCUCAAGAAAAAUCAUCUUUCUUUUAUAUAUAAUGUAUACAUGACUCCUCAUUAAAUUAUGAGGGGUCCGUGUUUCCUGAGGAGGGGGGAUCCAAAGUCAUAAUUUUUUCGUUACUUUUUCAUAUAAAUUUAAGAACUUUUAAAAUCCUACGGGGUCCUGACCCCCACCCCCUUCCUCUUGAUCCGCGCGUGUACAAAAUGAUUCUUGCCUGGAUGUGGAGCACUCCGCUAACAAGUGGAUUUUCCACGAUAUGUCGAAAAAAUGAAGUUAAACCAACAUAAUAAAAUAUAAAUAAAAACAACCAAGUUUA
Molecule: messenger RNA, 1285 nt
Organism: Saccostrea echinata
Lineage: Eukaryota; Metazoa; Mollusca; Bivalvia; Ostreida; Ostreidae
Exons: 4
Coding region: 145-588 (147 amino acids)
Source: RefSeq, a predicted model, not a curated record